This is a messenger RNA of Cicer arietinum (chickpea), 953 nucleotides long. RefSeq lists its product as uncharacterized. NCBI's taxonomy places the organism in Eukaryota, Viridiplantae, Streptophyta, Magnoliopsida, Fabales, Fabaceae. The record is from RefSeq and is a predicted model, not a curated record.
AAGACAAAGAGAGAAAAUUUUGGAAGGUAAUAUGUGAAGAUUAAGUGUUAAGUUUGGAGAGUCUAUGUGGUGGUGGGUGAAGUGGAGCAUAAAAUGUAUGUGGUGUGUAGUUCCACCAACACUCAAGUGCUAAUUUUGAACUCAACUUCACCUUUAACUUCUUUGUCACAUAGAAGAAUCACCAAAAUCUAUACUCCAAAUUCAAUUAACAAGGUUGUUGUUGGAGUUGGAAGAAAAUGGAUGGUGGUUAAUAAUAGUGGUGAAAAUAAAUCAGUUACAACUACCACACAUUUUGAUGAUAACGUUGUAGAUUCAGCUUCAACGGUUGUUAGAAAUUUCUAUGAGGGAAUCAAUACACAUGAUGUGGAUUCUGUGGCGUACCUUAUAGCUGAAAAUUGUGUUUAUGAAGAUCUUGUCUUUCCCAAUCCCUUUGUGGGUCGUAAGGAAAUUAUAGAGUUCUUCAAAAAGUUCACUGAAUCUACGAGCAUAGAUUUGCAGUUUGUUAUAGAUGAUUUGUCUAUGGAGGACUCAUCAUCUGUUGGGGUGAUUUGGCAUUUAGAAUGGAAAGGAAAACAAUUUCCCUUUAGCAAAGGAUGCAGUUUUUAUCGUUUGGAGGUGAUCAAUGGCAAGAGACAAAUAACAUAUGGGCGAGACAGUGUUGAACCUGCAAUUAAGCCUGGUGAUGCAACUUUGGCAGUGAUCAAGAGUGUGACAUGGCUUCUUCAACGAUUUCCUCAGUUGGCAGAUCGGUUAUAGGGAAAGGUUUACAUUAUUUUGGGAAGGGCAUGUCUAUAUUUUCCUUUACAUAGAAUGUUAAUUUGAUUGUAGUUUGGAUUGUGUAACACAUAAGAUUCCUCAAAGCAUAAAAGGUGACAGUGUUGUAUAUACAAAUUCAAACAAAGUUAAAUUUCUGUAAAAAAUAUACAAAAAUUUACUGAAUUCUUUAGCAUUAA